Messenger RNA from Anopheles coustani, 2433 nucleotides. It is a transcript of the gene Kif19A, whose product is annotated as kinesin-like protein KIF19. The record is from RefSeq and is a predicted model, not a curated record. Gene Ontology annotation, biological process: microtubule-based movement. Lineage: Eukaryota; Metazoa; Arthropoda; Insecta; Diptera; Culicidae. The transcript is spliced from 8 exons. Gene Ontology annotation, molecular function: microtubule binding; microtubule motor activity; ATP binding. Bases 1 to 2433 code for a protein of 810 amino acids.
AUGUCUAGAACGCCGAACAACACGUCCGGGACGCCCACGGGCGCCAGUAGUGUGCGUCCACCAAAUGGGGCCAGUCUACCGACGCGCGGCAUGCCGACGGGGUCGCCUAGCGUCCGGCCAGGUCUCGCAUCGUCCUCCGGUACGCCCCCGACAUCCAACACCCUCCCUGGCGCGUCGAGUGGGCUAGAGGAACGCCUGAUGGUCACCGUCCGCGUCCGACCACUGAGUGAUUCAGGCGAACCGAACUGUAUCCAGGCGCAGCCCAAUAGGUCCCGGUCGCUGCUAUUCGACGACGGUUCCCGCAACAAACCAAAGAAAUACAACUACGAUUGCGUCUUCGGUGAAGCUUCCACGCAGGAGGAAGUGUACGCGAUUGCGGUGGCACCUCUCGUCCAGGACGUCCUGAACGGCUACAAUGCGGCGGUAUUCGCGUACGGUGCGACCGGUUCCGGCAAGACGCACACCAUGCUCGGUCCGAACGUCAAAAAGCCAGCGCCGGGGACCGGCCUCAGCUCGCCAUCCUCCGACAGCCCCGGCUCGGACACGCCGGGCAGUGCCGGAGGACAAGUCCCCGGGAGUACGCCGGCCAACAUGGUGCUACCAAGCAGCGGGCUUAUGAUCCGGGCCGUGGCCGACAUUUUCAACUUCAUCGAGCAGCAGCCUGUCGGAGCGGAUAACUUUACGAUAUCGCUGUCCUACCUGGAGAUCUACAACGAGCUGAUCCGCGACCUGCUGAACCCGGGUGGGCCGCUGGAGCUGCGCGAGGACCACCGGGGAAACCAGUCGGUGGCGGGUCUGUCGGAGGUGACGACGGCGAGCCGGGCCGAGGUGGUGCAGCUGCUGCUGAAGGGUAAUCGGGCGCGCACGGUGGAGCCGACGGCGGCCAACCAGACGUCGUCGCGCAGCCACGCACUGUUGAGCAUCACCGUGCAGCACCAGACGGCGGCCGGGACGCGCCAGGGCCGCCUCUUCAUGACGGACCUGGCCGGCUCGGAGCGGGCCCGCAAAACGAAGAACCGCGGCAAACGGCUGCAGGAGGGGGCGCACAUCAACCGCAGCCUGCUGGCGCUCGGCAACUGCAUCAACGCGCUCGCCGGCGGCGCCCGGUACGUCAACUUCCGCGACUCGAAGCUCACCCGCCUGCUGAAGGAGGCGCUGAGCGGGCGCUGCAAGACGGUGAUGAUCGCCCACGUCGCGCCCGAAGCGAAGCACCGGGACGAGACGAAGAACACGCUGGUGUACGCCGACCGGGCGAACCACAUCACGACGCGCCUCCAGGAGCCGACCAUUCUGGAGGUGGAGGCGGCCCGCGACGCCCUACCGAUGGCGCACUACCAGAACCUGGUGGCGGAGCUGCGCGAGGAGGUCGGCCGGCUCAAGAUGAAGAUGCUUACCGAGCGGCCACGCAGCGGUGCCGCCCUCCAGCGCCAGCAGCAGCAGCAACAGCAGCGGGAGCCGGACCACCACCAGGACGUGGUGCUGCCUUCCAACGAGGAGCUGGUGAAGAAGGCCGAGCUCAAGUUCCUGCGCGAGCAGAUCGUGCAGACGUUCAAGCAGCAGAUGAAGCUGCGGCGUCGCCUGCUGGAGGCGGACAGCCACCUGCUGGGGCUGGAGCUGGAUGCCGAGCGGCAGCACAUGGUCAUUUCGCACUGGCAGAGUCGCCAGGGCAAGCUGUACGACCGGCUGGACGAAGAGAUGGAGGACGGUUCCGACUCGGAGGGAAGCUCCGCCCUGCGGUCCGCCUGGAGCGAGCUGGCCUCGAUCGAGAAGGAAGUGAAACGCUACCGGCAAAUACGGGCCACCACCGAGCACGAGCUGGAGGAAUGCCGGAAGCGAGGGGUAGCACUGGAAGAUGAACUCCCCGAGCGCAUCAGUAGCGACGAAGAGCGCGAACUGCUCUCCCUGCUGUGCCGUGUCCACGAGCUCGAGGCGGACAAGGUGUCGCUGCAGGCGGAACGGAUGGCCCGGCAGGCGGAGUUGCGGCGCCGUGACCUACAGCUGCUGCGGGCCGAAAGACAGCGUCGCCUGUGCGAGGACAUCAUCAGCACGCAGCGACGGAUCAUAGAAGAAGGUAAGGUGGAACUUCCCGACGACCUCCGGGAGCUGUACGCGCUGUACCAGCAGGAGAUACACGCUAGCACCUACACCGCCGGCACGCACACGGCCAGCACCGGCGGAACGAGAGGCGUCACGCUGUACGACACGAAGCUACCGCCGAUUUUCGGCUCCGAGCGAGGAAUCUACUCGGCCGGCAGCUCCAGCUCGGGCUCGGAGUGGUCACCACCGUCACCCUUGCCACCAGUCGACUCCGAGGGCAACACGGUCAACCCGGACCGGGCAAUGGGCCCCCCGGUCGGGCCACGGCUUCCGUCCAUCAAUCGGCUGCGGGAUAGCUACGGCAGCACGCAGAGCAGCGCCUCGAGCGACGAGUAA